Xyrauchen texanus (razorback sucker) is the source of this 2032-nucleotide messenger RNA. It is a transcript of the gene dpm3, whose product is annotated as dolichyl-phosphate mannosyltransferase subunit 3, regulatory. Bases 98 to 376 code for a protein of 92 amino acids. The transcript has 2 exons. Gene Ontology annotation, cellular component: dolichol-phosphate-mannose synthase complex; endoplasmic reticulum membrane. Lineage: Eukaryota; Metazoa; Chordata; Actinopteri; Cypriniformes; Catostomidae. Gene Ontology annotation, biological process: GPI anchor biosynthetic process. The record is from RefSeq and is a predicted model, not a curated record.
UGCGUUUUGUCGUUUCUAAAGUGGAGAGCUGGUUUUGAGUAGCAGGGGGAUUCUACAGUUAUAAUUUUGCCUCUACCAUCCCACUGUCCUGCUCACAAUGACCAAGCUUCUGGAGUGGCUUCUUGGUGUUUCACUGAUUGGCAUUGCAUGGGGACUUGUUACCUUUGACCUUCUUGACUUACAGUUGCCUCCACAGUAUAAGGAGAUGGCUUGGCCGAUGCCUGUGUAUCUGCUGGUGGCAUUUGGGUGUUAUUCACUGGCGACUGUUGGCUAUCGUGUGGCCACAUUUAAUGACUGUGAGGAUGCAGCCAAGGAGCUGCAGUUGCAGAUACAAGAAGCCAAAGAGGACUUGAGAAAGAAAGGGUUGAAGAUGUAAGAUUUGUUUGAGAAGACUACAUAAACUAUGUUUCUCACAUACUACUACAUUUCAGCUUUUUAUCAUCCCCUUUAUUCACAGAUGCAAACACAUUUUCAUAAUCUUUUCCUCCACAGUGACAUCAGUUGUAUGGACCUCUGCACUGUAUAUUAUGCUUAAAUGUGUGAAGUUGGUUCUCAAAGCUUCUCACCUAUAAGUUCAAUUGUUUCUUUUCUUUGCUGUGAUGCAAAUUAUGGUUGAAAGUUUGCAAUGUAAAUGUCAAGCCCUGAGAUCUGCUUUCUGAAACUUUACAGACAUGCAUAUAUUGUCAAUGGACAGCAAUGCUAUUUCUGUGUAACCUCCAGAGAGGAAGUGUAUUUGCAUUGGCACGGGAGUUAAUAUGCCUGUUUUUGACCCAGUUGUUUUUAGCAGAGUCAGAAUUCUGAGUCCGACUUAGAAACAAUCCCACUACGUAGACCCACAUUUGUGCAAAUCUGCAGCCCUACAAAGUAGGACAACAUUUCCAAUCUUAAAGUGAUAGUUCACCCCAAAAUUAAAAUUCUCUAAUUCUCUCACCCUCAUGCCAUAUCAGAUGUGUAAGACUUUCUCUCUUCUGCAAAACACAAACCUAAGAUUUUAGAAGAAUAUUUAAGCUCUGUGGGUCCACACAUUCAAGUGAAUGGUGACCAGUACUUUGAUGCUCAAAAACACAGUCAACAUAAAAAAGUAAUCCAUACGACUCAAAUGUGAGCAUGUAUACUAUUAAGUAUUACUAUAUAUGUCCACUUUCUCUUCCACAUUCUUCUUUUAUUUUUGGUGAUUUUAAUUCUUCAUGCAUAUUGCCACCUACUGGACAGGGAGGAGAAUUUAUGGAAAAAAGGACUUAAAUAUUGGUCUGUUUCUCACCAGCAUCUAUCAUAUUGCUUCAAAAGACACCGAUUAAACCACUGGAGUCGUAUGGAUUACUUUUAUACUGCCUUUAUGUAUGUGCCUUUUGGAGCUUCAAAGUUCUAGCUUCUGUUCAGUGGCAUUGUAUGGACCUACAGAGCUGAUAUAUUCUUCUAAAAAACUCUCUUUGUGUUCUGCAGAAGAAAGUAAGUCAUACACAUCAGGGAUGGGUUGAGGGUGAGCAAAUAAUGAGAGUUUUCCUUUUUUGAAUGAACUAUCCCUUUAAGAUAUGCACUAGAAUUUUGAUGUAAGACGUUGAUGUAAUAGACAAGAUGCAGGAUCUUUAGGCUGUUUAAUCUUAAAUUAGGGUUCCUCGCAAAACUUAUUGAAAUCCAUGUAGUUUGAGGGUCAGUUUAUAAUGUAUGGUACUACUAUAUUUGUCAAAUCAUUUAAUGUUAUAAUGAUAUGCUUCAUGAUAAAAGGAGAGGCCCACAUGUAUUUUUGUUAAAGGUGAAAAAAUAAGAAUAAUAAAAUUUAUUUAUUUAUUUUUUUUAAUGUAUUUCCUUGUCAGAGAUUCCACAUGAUGCAACUAUGUGUUAUUUCAACAAAAAAAAAUCUGUGCAUUUAAAUUCUGAAAUGUGACGUGUGUCCAUGUGUUGGCUCUUAAAACACUAAUCCCAAAGCCACUAAGUGCACAUGAGCACUGUAUAUAGUGCAGAAUUAAUCUGAUGUUUUUGCCAAGUAAAGCUCAUUCGCACUCUCCAGGCUUAAAGUAGGCUGUUGGAGCUU